CGGAGCAUCCUAGCCGGGGAGCCCUUCACCGCGAGCCGGAGAGCCCCAGGAGCCCCGUGCACCCCGAGCUGCGCGCUUCCCCUGGAGUAGAUCUCGGGAGCUAUGGCCGGACUGCGGGUUCUGCUGUGCCUCGGGGCGCUGCUGGCCCGCCCGGGCUCUGCAGACUUAGAGGCCGUGGCUAUCGCUGAAGUCCAUGAGAAUGUGACUCUGCGCUGUGGCAGCGCGUCCGGAUCCAGGGGCCUGGUGACCUGGUACCGGAAUGACUCAGAGCCCGCCUUCCUGGUGUCCUCCAAUUCCAGCCUCCCUCCGGCUGCGCCACGUUUCUCUCUGGAGGAUGCAGGUGCCCUGCGCAUUGAGGCACUGAGACUGGAGGAUGACGGCAACUACACCUGCCAGGAGGUUCUGAAUGAGACACACUGGUUCCCUGUGCGGCUUCGGGUGGCCAGUGGCCCCGCCCACAUUGAGGUUAACAUCACGGCCAGCGGUGCUCUCCCCAACGGCACCCUGUACGCAGCCAGGGGCUCCCAGGUGGACUUGAGCUGCCGCAGCUCGGCACAGCCUCCACCCGAGGUGGCGUGGUGGGUCCAGACCCACCGCAUCUCGGAGGAGUUCUUCGGAAAGAACCUGUCGGCCAACAGCUUCACACUGAUGCUCAUGUCCCAGAACCUCCAAGGCAACUACACCUGCUCGGCCACCAACGUGCUCAGCGGGAGACAGCGAAAGGUGACCUCCGAGCUUCUGGUCUACUGGCCCCCCUCGUCAGCCCCUCAGUGCUCGGUGGAGGUGUCUUCAGAAUCGACUACCCUGGAACUCACCUGUAACUGGGAUGGGGGAUACCCUGACCCGACCUUCCUGUGGACUGAAGAACCUGGAGGAAUGGUGGUGGGGGAUUCAAAGCUGCAAACGCUGAGCCCGUCGCAGCUGUCGGAGGGCCAGAAGUUCAAAUGCGUCGGGAGCCACAUACUGGGACCAGAGUCUGGAGCCAGCUGCGUGGUACAGAUCUCGAGCCCCUUACUGAGGACGUCUCAGCCCAUGAAAACUUGCUUCAUGGGGGGCAACGUGACACUCAUCUGCCAAGUGACGGGAGCCAACCCGCCUGCCAGGAUCCAGUGGCUGAGGAACCUCACACAGCCCGAGUCUACCAUCCAGCCCAGCAGCCGUUACGUUAUCACGCAGCAGGACCAAAGCUCCUCCCUCACCAUCCACAACUGCUCUCAGGACCUGGACGGAGGCUUCUACUUCUGCCGGGCCGAGAACCCUGUGGGGGUGAGGGCGGUAGACAUCUGGCUGAGUGUGAAAGAACCUCUGAACGUUGGUGGCAUUGUGGGCACCGUGGUGAGCCUUCUCCUGCUGGGACUGGCCAUCAUUUCGGGCCUCAUGCUGUAUUACAGCCCUGCUUUGUGCUGGAAGGCAGGGAGCUCGUUCAGGGGACACGACAUGGGUGAUGUCAUGGUUUUGGUAGAUUCAGAAGAGGAGGAGGAGGAGGAUGAUGAGGACGACAAGGAAGAUGUUGCUGAAGAGGUGGUGCAGGAGACGAGUGAGACAGAGGAGUUGCCGAAAGAGAGAGGCACGCAUGGGCACAUUCACAGGGUGACUGCCCUGGUCAACGGGAACUUGGACUGCGUGGGGAAUGGACUCCAGGAGUUUCAGGAUGAAAGUGAUGGGCAGCAAAGCGACAUUGGUCAAGAGGAAGACAAGCCAGUUUGAGGAGGAGGAGGAGGAGGAUCCGCCGUCAGUGCUGUCUCGCAAGUUCAGUCCAUUCUGGCCACCCUCUCGCCAUGCUGCCCUGGAGAGCUUGUGUUAGAGACCGCUGGGGUUUCUGCAGACACUGCAUCUCCUCUUCCGUCAUCUCCCACUGGUUUCCUUUGGUGUGAGCCACCUCAGCGGUGUAAAAUGCACUGAGAAGGAGCUGCCGGUGUGGGGCAUGGCGUUUGAGGGGUCACUUGGCUGUGACGCCUGGCUCUACCCAGGUGAUUUACUGUGACAGACACUGGUUGGGGGCUGGGGUGGCUGGGCACUUGGUACCUGUGCACAGUGCUCCUAGUUGAGGUGUGUAGCCAGCUUACCUAGCACGUAUGUGGAGGCGGGGCUCUUUGAUCACUGUUGAGGUGAGGCACCAGACCCCUUCCUGGCAGAGGGGAGGUGUCAACUACCAGAAGGCAGUUGGAUUGGGCCUGAGGCUUGGAAUCUUUAUUGUUUUGCGUCUGUUUUCCUAUCUAGAAAACCCAUGAAGCAGUACCAACUUUCCAGGCUCCUGAGAGAUGGAGGCUGUAGUUCGGGGUAUAGGGGUGCCUAGGGAGGGGUUCCACAGAGCUAUGCAGGGGCCUUCAUUGUAGACUCUCAGCUCUGCCUACCCUAACUAUGCUUUUGUCCCUGAGAGAGGGGUGCACCUUUCCUUAGAGCCCUCGCGGUAUACAGACAGAGCUGCAUAUGGUUAUAAAAGCCUCCUAAGUGAUGGACCUAAGGCUUCUUCCUCAUGCCUCCUGUGCUAAGCAAGAAGAACACUUCCUAACAGAGUAUAACUUAAUACGAACUGGACAGUCCACUUGUACUCAAUGUCUGUGUCUUGGAAAUGGGAGUAUGUGUUUCCAUCCUACUUAUUAGGACAGUAAGCUCCAAAAGAAAAUAGUGGGUGAUAACUUUAGCUUGGGAUAGCUAGGUUCUGGGGGUUUUUAUUUUAUUUUUUUAAUUUUAUGUAAACAUUGUGAAGUCAGGGAUCUUCUAAGGGUGCGAUAGGUCUGUGCUCACCAUGGAAAUCCAACUUGAAAUUUGCACUCUGUACUUGUGCACAUCCUGCUCCAACAGGACAAGAUCUAAGGCUUUAAGGACAGCCUAACACUGGGGCCCAAGAUUCCUGAGGAGCUGGUUAACAGAAGUACCUUGCAUGAUGUGGGAGGGGCUGUCUGUUCUCUUUGAGUUCAGGGACUAAAGUGAAGAAACCACUCCCUGUGUGGCCCAUCCUGAGCUCAGGGCACGAGGAGUCCACCUGGCUGAGAAUUGGAGCCCUUGGGAAUGGUUGUGACUUUGUGCAGUUCCCUUGCUUCCUGGUGCUUAGGUACUGGAUCACUCCAGUCUCACAGUGGGGAUACUCAGGUUGCCUUCAGUCCUGUGAGCUGGCUUUUCCCGUGAGGCCUGAUGACAGAGUUCCUGAGUUUGGUCUGUGACUCAGAGAGGCAACUUUAAAAGAGAAAUUUAGCCGGGAAGUUGCUAGCUGCGAACAUGGUGAAUGUUUUGUGAGACCACUCGGUGCUUCCCACAGCUUCCUCUUGUGUGCACACCCGGCAGUAGGAAAUAUUUGAGGGUUUUUCCACUAGCAAAUGUGAGCUUCGAGGGCUUGGUGCCAAAUGCUCUUCUCAAGCCCUAACCAGUUAACACUGUCAAUUUUAUCAGACUGUGUGCACAUUUCUAAAAUGGCAGUUAAGAGCCCGGGCACCAAAGGGCUUUGUUUUAAGGCUUUGUGAAAAACUGGAGCCCACAUCCCCUCUUUCCCUUAAUGCAAUCCAUACCCAGAUCUCAAGGCAUAUGUUGUCAAAUGCCAAAAUACAAUUUGUGCAUUGGUCUUUAAAAAAUAAAUAAUUCUUAUCUGUAUGUAUUAGUUAACUGAUGAGAUCCACUUGGUAGAACUAGGAAGAAAACCACUUCGUGGUUGUUUUAAUCACACUGAUCUCCCUCAAAACCCAGUAGUCAUGGGAGACAGGUUCUACAUUCCUGUGGCUUUGGCAUUAGCUCCAUUUCUCACAGUCGUGAAGGAAGCGUCCUCACUGGGUACAUCUUUUGUACAGUAAGUGCCAAUCCAGAUUUCUCACCACAGGACUGGCUGCCUCAAAGAAAAGCUGCAGAUGGUUCGACAUGGUUGCCCUUACCAUUUCAUGGGGAAAUUUGGGAGGAAUUAGUUCUAAGGUUAUAAUUUUUAAGACUUUGGAAUAAAGUUACUUUUUUUAAACAUA
This is a messenger RNA of Apodemus sylvaticus (European woodmouse), 3947 nucleotides long. It is a transcript of the gene Vsig10, whose product is annotated as V-set and immunoglobulin domain containing 10. Bases 103 to 1707 code for a protein of 534 amino acids. The record is from RefSeq and is a predicted model, not a curated record. Gene Ontology annotation, cellular component: cell-cell junction. Gene Ontology annotation, biological process: cell-cell adhesion. Gene Ontology annotation, molecular function: cell adhesion molecule binding. NCBI's taxonomy places the organism in Eukaryota, Metazoa, Chordata, Mammalia, Rodentia, Muridae. The transcript is spliced from 9 exons.